Lampris incognitus (smalleye Pacific opah) is the source of this 2249-nucleotide messenger RNA. RefSeq names its product E3 ubiquitin-protein ligase TRIM58-like. The record is from RefSeq and is a predicted model, not a curated record. Bases 1 to 1953 code for a protein of 650 amino acids. Gene Ontology annotation, molecular function: protein binding; zinc ion binding. The transcript is spliced from 13 exons. NCBI's taxonomy places the organism in Eukaryota, Metazoa, Chordata, Actinopteri, Lampriformes, Lampridae.
AUGGGAGGUGGAAAGUCCCCCUCUCGACGUUCAGUUGCUGUAACUAUUAGUCGGUUAAUGGGAGAGCUAAAGCAUGCCAUCUCGAUGGAGGAAGGAGCCGUCGCUGCGGAGCUCUUCUCUGAACAGGAACUGACCUGCUCCAUCUGUCUGGACCUGUUCAGCGACCCCGUCUCCACACCCUGUGGACACAACUUUUGUCAGGCGUGUAUCGGGGGCUACUGGGCCUCCAGCGCGGUGUGCACAUGUCCGCUCUGUAAGAGACAGUUCGACGAGCGGCCGCUGCUCAGCAUCAACAGAGUCUUCGCCCUCAUCGCAAACAAAUACAAGCUGUCCCGCUAUGGCACAGCGACGGCUGGGACAGGCUUCCCCGGCACGGGUUGGGGAGCCGAGCCGCCAACGGAAACGGGUGCAGUGGGGUUAAGCACCUUCGGGGGUAACACGAACCCAUUUCUGAGUGCGGAGCCAGUGGAGGAGAUGGUGAUGUGCGACGUGUGCACGGGGAUCAAACAGCCCGCAGUCAGCUCCUGCCUCACAUGCACAGCCUCGUAUUGUGAGGCCCACGUCCAGCCACACCACAUGACGCCCUUCUACGCCAAACACCGGCUGCUGGACCCCCUUGAGGCACUGAGGGGACGUACUUGUUCGGUACACCGCCGCCUGAUGGAGGUGUACUGUAGGACAUGUCAGAGCUGUAUUUGUGCCAUCUGUGUCCUGGAGGUACAUCGCACACAUAAGACUGUCUCCGUACAAACCGAGAGACUCAGCAAACAGAAACUGAUGGCGAAGGCAGAGCUGGAUAUUCUGAAUUGCAUUGAGGGGAGGAACGUUCGUCUGAUGGAGCUGAAAGAAAGGCUGCAGGGCAUCAAAAGCUAUGCAGAUAGGGAGCAAGGUGAGCUGGAACAUCACCUGGAUGAACUGUCUGGGUCACUGGAGAGGAUCCGCUCUGAGCUGGUGGGCAAGGUCCAGGACAAACGAGUGGCGGUGUUGACAAAGGGGGAGGGGCUAGUGAGCAGUUUGGAGGCGGAGCUAAACCAGUUGAAAGAGAGAAGGGCCAUGCUGGAGGACCAAGCCACAAGCCAAGAUCAUAUCGGCUUCUUGCAGAGGUUUGAGGAGGCCACCGCUCCUCUUUCCACUGACGCCAACCCACAAGAGGAGGUGGAUGAGGAAUCGGAGCUGACUCUCCAUUUCCAACUGGGGCAGGUGAAGAGUGCGCUGGUGGAGGUGAAGGAGAAGAUGGAUGACAUCAAGACGGGGGAAGUUCGGUCCAGAGGCUCUCGGGGCUCCAUUUCGUCUGGGGACGGUACACUGUAUGAGGGCAUGCUCUCUGUGAGGGGAAGCAGCGCCAAUCUGAGGAAGAGUCAGUGGUCCCUGAGAGAUCUCAAGAAGAUCAAGCCAGACUCAGGACUAAAGAAGAUCAGACCCUACACAGAGGAGGUGACAUUGAACCCAAUGACUGCGUACCCCUUCCUUAUCCUGUCGGAGGACAGGAAACAGGUGAAGAGAGGCGAGAAGCUCCAGUUCUACAGGAACAGCCAGCACCGCUAUGACGUCUGGUCCUGUGUCCUUACAAAAGAGGGAUACAACUCCGGACGCCAUUACUGGGAGGUGAGUGUUGGAGAGAAUAAGGACUGGAAGCUGGGUGUGGUUCGUGAGUCAGCACAGCGGAAGGGCCUGUUCGAUAUGAGUCCUCCAAAUGGCUACUACUCCCUCUGGUGGAGUGGAGGCCAUUUGCGUGCACUUACUGCCCUGCCCCUCACUAAGGUGAAGGUGUCACCACGGUUACGCAGGGUGGGCGUGUUCCUGGACGUGGAGGAGGGUCAUGUGUCGUUUUACAAUGCCAAGUCAGGCGCCGUGAUCUACAGCUUCACGGGAUCAGAGUUCACCGAGAGGAUGUUCCCCCUGCUGGGCACCGGGGACAAGGAGGUACCCCUGGUCCUGAUGAGCACACAGUAACCCAGCCUCUGUGUGUGUAUCUGUGUGUCAUUAGGAGAGCGUGAUCCCACCGCUGAAGAGGAGAGAUGAGGGAAAUGAAAGCUGUUGAGCGAAAGCUACUCUAGUCUAAGGCGAGAGAGCACCUGACUGUUUUUAAUCUCCUUAUGUAGAUGAGCAAUGUUUUCUGACCGCAUGAAAUAAAAACUAAUUGAUCAACCUUUCAAAGGCUUUUUUCCCCACUCGCGGGUGUGUGAGGGAGGACACAACACAGUACACCAGUCUGACGGGAGGUGACGAGACGCCACACGUUAUUAACU